This is a messenger RNA of Salvia miltiorrhiza (redroot sage), 2643 nucleotides long. Its product is annotated as protein ORANGE, chloroplastic. Lineage: Eukaryota; Viridiplantae; Streptophyta; Magnoliopsida; Lamiales; Lamiaceae. The transcript is spliced from 7 exons. Bases 166 to 1146 code for a protein of 326 amino acids. The record is from RefSeq and is a predicted model, not a curated record.
ACCUAUGUUUUCUGGUGGAAUUUUUUUUUGAGUUUAAGCUCACCACUAAAGACAGCUCCUCCAAUGCACGUUGACGUUGUCUCCAUUUACACUAACUCUCCAAAACCCUUGAUCUCAUAAAAUUACCCCUUUAAUUUCUUCAUCAAAUUGAUUUACAAGAAAAAGAUGCUAUGUUCUGGUCGAAUUCUAGCUAUUUCUCACUCCACCACGCGGUUUGAUUCAUCGGGAUCGAGGCGGUAUCCACACAAACAGCUCCAACCCAGGAUCAAAUGGCGCUCCAAGGCGUCGGACGCCGGCUCCUCCUCUUUUUCUUCCUCGGAUGAUAAGACUUCCGUUCCGUUUUGUAUAAUAGAAGGGCCCGAGACUGUUCAGGAUUUCGCGAAAAUGGAAUUACAGGAGAUUCAGGAUAAUAUCCGAGGUCGAAGAAAUAAAAUAUUUUUGCUAAUGGAGGAGGUUCGUCGGCUUAGAAUACAGCAAAGAAUAAAAAACACCGAGCUUGGAAUUGUAAAAGAAGAGCAAGAAAAUGAGCUUCCAAACUUCCCAUCUUUCAUUCCGUUCUUGCCUCCUCUGAACUCCACGAACCUUAAGCAGUACUAUGCUUCUUGUUUUUCUCUUAUUGCGGGGAUCAUGCUUUUUGGUGGACUUCUAGCACCCACUCUGGAGCUAAAACUUGGAAUCGGAGGGACUUCAUACAGUGAUUUUAUCAGUAGUAUGCAUCUUCCAAUGCAAUUGAGUCAAGUUGACCCCAUUGUGGCUUCGUUCUCGGGUGGAGCAGUUGGAGUAAUAUCUGCUUUAAUGGUGGUGGAGAUAAACAAUGUAAAGCAGCAGGAGCAUAAGAGAUGCAAGUACUGUCUUGGUACAGGAUAUCUUGCAUGUGCUCGUUGUUCAAGUACUGGGUCUCUUGUUCUUAUAGAACCAGUCUCAAAGUUUAAUGGUGGGGAUCAGCCACUGUCACCACCUAAGACAGAGAGGUGCUCCAAUUGUUCGGGGGCAGGAAAGGUAUGUGCUCAGGGCUUCAGCUUUACAUUUCUUUUUUCUCAUGGCAAUGCCUUGGUUUCUGUUAUGAGAUGGGCUAAAUGGACUGCUUCAACAAUAAAAGGGUUGACAUUCUUGACCAUAAAUAUCUUACUAAUUGUUAAGACUUAAGAUAAAAUGUUCAGUUUUAUUGUUAUAAUCGUAGUACGCCUAGAAGCUACAGCGAAGGUAUGUACGUCCCCUUUAUUCGUCAAAUGCAUUAGAUUCCCUUAACCCAUUGAUGUGAAUCUCCGCAAAUAUAUGGUUUAUUGUCAAGACUCAAAUUCAUCUGAUUGAUAAUCCUUUAUGUAGUAUUUUAAUAUACUUUGAGGUAUGUGAUAUUUUAAUAUCAUUUGGGGGCGUUUAUUUUGAAGGAUUAGCCUUGAUAGAUAAAAAUAGUAAGGUUAAUUCUUUAUUUACUUUGAUAGAUUGAAACUUUAGGAUAUUCCAAGUCCCUUGAUUAUUUCUAUUAUUUAAGCUAGUUUUGCUUGAUUCUUAUCCCAUGAAAAAAGUGGGAUUGGAAAAAUCCUACUCUUGAGGAUAAAAUUACUCAAUCAUGCAUAUAAUCAGUCAUGCAAAGUAAACGCCCCCUUCAUGUGAUAUUUUAAUAUACCCAAAAUUGUUCUCUUUGAUUAAUAAAUUUAUCAUGAGAAAAUGAGGGAUAACAAAAAAAAUUCUCUUUAAAUCCCUUUCUUUUCCCGUUAAUUUUAUCAUUUCUCAUUCCUCAUUUUCACUUCAAAGACAGACAAUUUUAUCACGCCUAAAAUGGAGGGAUAAUAUUAUCCUUGCUUCGAGUGAAAAGAAGGAAUGACUAAUGAGAAAUGGUUUGAAUUCUCUUUUGUAGAAAAGGAGGGGGAAAGAAGGAAUUUAAAGGAAGAAAAAUUUGUUAUUUUCAUUAUAAAUUUGUCUUUUGAUAGUGAUAAAUAAAAUCUAGAUAAAUAAUAGUAUGAAUGAGGUGGUAGCUAAUUUAGUUUGAUAUAAAAGAUACAACUAUAAAUUUUAAUUAAAGCCAGAUACAACUAUAAAUUAAAUUCUUAUAUCCCAAGUCAUUACAUGUGGUGAGAGUUGGUGCUGGAACUUUUGCUUCUUGGCCAGUCACAUUGAAGUGCACAAGGAAUCAUCCCCAACUGUAGUAUUUAAUCAUAGCAUAGCACCGUAAAAAUAUUUUAUCAUCAGUGGAAAUCUUUUUCUAAAUGAAGUUCCAUGCAUGUCCAAAAUUAUGUUUCUCUUUCUUCUGUCCUGACAUGGUGAACACGUACCAAAUGCAGUUUGUCUCAUGUCUCUUUUCGCAGGUCAUGUGCCCUACGUGUCUAUGCACGGGGAUGGCUAUGGCGAGUGAGCACGAUCCAAGGAUUGACCCCUUUGACUAAUUUCUCGGUGGUACGAGUGCUAAUGUGAAUCUUUUCAUCCACCACAUGUUGCUCCUAACCUCUUCUCAGAUAUAUCAACCAUUGUGUUAUGUGAGGGUCACAACCUGCAGUGACUCGUCGGACUCGUAAGAUUAUGAAACAUGCUCUCGCAUUAUAGUUGAAAGCCCUAACUCGUGAGCUUCAUUAGGAAGUUCCGAUACAAAUGUAUUGACUGUACAUGUGUGGUGGUUGAAACUUGAAACACAAUUAGCUUGUUGUA